GGCGGCGGCGGCAGUCAGACCGGGAUCGUGACGGACACGUAGCGACGCUGACGCUUUGACGGCGGCGCACAUCGGAGACGACGCGGAGCAUCGUGGAACCCAAGUGCCUUCUGACCCAGCGGAGAGAGACGCCAUGGGCCGCAACGACCUGAUGGGCCAGGCGGAGGACGUGGCCGACCAGUUCCUACGAGUGACUAAACAGUACCUCCCUCACGUGGCGCGGCUGUGUCUGAUCAGUACGUUCCUGGAGGACGGUUUCCGCAUGUGGUUCCAGUGGGCGGAACAGAGAGAAUACAUAGCCGCCACCUGGAACUGUGGCUGGUUCCUGGCCGCCUGCUUCGUCCUGAUCAACCUACUGGGACAACUGGGCGGGUGUCUGUUGAUUCUCAGCAGGAACUUUGCGCAGUACGCCUGUUUCACCCUGUUUGGAAUCGUCGCUCUGCAGACUGUGGGAUACAACAUUUUGUGGGACCUCAAGUUCCUCAUGAGAAACCUGGCUCUGGGAGGAGGUCUGCUGCUCCUGCUGGCUGAGUGUCGGGGGGAGGGGAAGAGCAUGUUUGCAGGGGUCCCGUCUCUGGGAGAGACGUCUCCUAAACAGUACAUGCAGCUCGGGGGUCGAGUGCUGCUGGUGCUCAUGUUCAUGACCCUGUUACACUUUGACCUCAGCCUGUUCACCAUCCUGCAGAACCUGGUCGGCACGGCGCUCAUGGUGCUGGUGGCAGUGGGCUUUAAGACCAAGCUGGCAGCUCUCACUCUGGUGGUCUGGCUGCUGGGCAUCAACUUCUACUUCAACGCCUUCUGGACCAUCCCGGCCUACAAACCCAUGCACGACUUCCUGAAGUACGACUUCUUCCAGACCACCUCCGUCGUGGGGGGCCUACUGCUGCUGGUGGCCCUGGGGCCCGGCGGCGUUUCCAUGGACGAGAAGAAGAAAGAGUGGUGAGAGAAGGAGAUGGAUGGACAGACGGAGAAAAGAGAGUUGGAAAGAAGAUGAGCGGAGGAAAAAAAGUGAUGAGGAGGAAGGAUGAAGAGAUGAAGAGAAGAUUUACUCUCCUCCACUCAGGACUAGCAAACCAAACACACACAUGCACACAUGUACACACACAUCACACAUACACACACACACACACACACACACACACACACACAAACACACACAUUAUAUACACACACACACACACA
Messenger RNA from Lampris incognitus (smalleye Pacific opah), 1182 nucleotides. Its product is annotated as surfeit locus protein 4-like. Bases 134 to 943 code for a protein of 269 amino acids. Lineage: Eukaryota; Metazoa; Chordata; Actinopteri; Lampriformes; Lampridae. Gene Ontology annotation, cellular component: endoplasmic reticulum-Golgi intermediate compartment; endoplasmic reticulum; membrane. The record is from RefSeq and is a predicted model, not a curated record. Gene Ontology annotation, biological process: Golgi organization. The transcript is spliced from 6 exons.